Molecule: messenger RNA, 745 nt
Organism: Owenia fusiformis
Lineage: Eukaryota; Metazoa; Annelida; Polychaeta; Sabellida; Oweniidae
Source: the annotation of a GenBank genome assembly
UUUGACCUUCAAUGACCCUUUCAAGGUAAAAAACUAGGUGGUGACAUUUUGUCAUGUUAAUGUCUUGUACGUCUCUGCUCCAGCAUACAUAACAAAGGAUAGAUUUGAGAUUUCACCUUCAAUGAUCUUCUUAUGUUCAAAAAAGGUCUUUUUUCAACUUGCUUCAAAUUGACCAAUUUUUUUUUCUCAGAAAUUGAAAUCUGACUUAAGAUUGAACUCAUAAUACUGUGAGCAACUAGGUGGUGACAUUUUGUCAUGUUAAUGUCUUGUAUAUUUCUGCUCCAGCAUACAUUACAUAGGAUAUUGCUAGAGAAGACAACUCAUUCACACAUUGCAGUUUUAAGUCAACCAACAGAGGACAACGCCAGUAAAGGAAAUGUCAAUUUUGAGGAUCGAACAUAUAGAAACUUUGAAUCAAUCAAAAAUGUCGAGUCUAAAUCAAAAACUAAAUGCUUUGACCAACUUGAGGGAAAUAUUAAUUUAGUCAUAUUACAUAAUAACUGUGCAGACAAGAUCUUUUCACAACAAAUUCUUACAACUUCCUAUACUGAACAAAUACUUUUGGUCAUCCAAAUUCUUUAAAUUCGUUGGAGGAAUCCACCUUUCCUUUUAGGAAAUAGAACAUGUAUCAACGCACAUUCGAAUUAUGCGUUCAACAAUAUAAUAAAGGUUGCAUUUUUGAUGAAAAUUAGAUUAACAUUAUUACAAAAGUAUGUUGAUUGGUCCAUUGCUCCUUUACUAUCAC